AUGUCAUACUCUCCUAUACUUUAUCAAAAUGACUCUAACAAGUUUAAGUUAACUUCUCCUCCUCAUAGAAUACCUCUUAGUGGGAUGUGCCUUACUAAAUUUGACGUUAAACGAGGAAAUACUCUAGUAUGGAGCGCGACAGUAUCACCAGAUGUCAACCUGUUGAAUAUUGAGUUCAAAACAUUACCUUCUGGUAUCCAUGAGCAAGAGAAAGACUGGAUCAGCUUUGUAAUUCCCAAAAGUAAUGGGGAGUUCUACUACGGUAUUGCACUGUUCUCUCAAAAUGGGAUAAAACUGGCAGGUGAAGAGGUCACAGGUCAUAUUGAUAGAAAAAAGGUUUCAAUGUAUUCUCUCGCGGUAAUUGUUGAUCCAGAAUUGGAUCCACAUGGCGGUGAAGAUUAUGGCUAUUAUAAUUUGAAAUCGAAUGCUUAUAUUUCAGCUAAUGAAUAUAUGGACGAUAUGGAAGUUUUAAUAGAGCAGUACCUAGAGAGCGAAUCCGAAAAUGAGAUACUGGAGCGAUUCUUCAAUAGCAAUAAAUUAGUCUGUGCUCAAGGGGUGCCGUUCACGAAUCCAGCAGGGAAACUGGUUACAGACCAUAUGCCAUAUUUGAGUGAGCGUUCCAGAAGAACUAGUGGCUUAUCUAAGGAAGAUAAUAUCCCCUCUGCUACUCAUUCUUCAUGGCUACAUCGCAUUCCGGAGUUUUUUAAACGGCUUGGGCCCUUAAUGUUUACGCUUUGGAAAUCAUGUUUACUGCGAGAAAGGAUAUUGAUUGUUCAUAACCGUGGCGACUCUUUUGAAAAUACCAAUGCGCUAGUUUACUGUUUGUCUAUCCUGUCGUAUGUGCCGAGAGGUUUAGGUGAUGAUGACGACAAAAGUGAAUAUUUACAGACUUUGUACACUAUAGGAGUUACGGAUUUGGAAUAUUUAACUGGGUUGGUAUCCAACGCUUUAAGCAGCGCAAGUGUUGACAAGUAUGACCUACCUAGCUUUAUUGCAUGUACUAGCGAUGAAGUUCUGGCUCAAAGGUCCGAGUUAUUUGAUCUAGUGUUGAACCUUUCUGUUGAUACCGGUAUUGAAGUUUUAAAGUAUGAUCAACUUAUUAAAGCGACGCCAACUGACUGGGCUGCAUUCAGGUAUCUUUCGGAGCUUUAUUUAGAUUAUGAGUUUAAUGAUGAGGAAAUCUCUAACUACCUAACGAAUGUGGAACCGCUCUCAUGGUCGCAGUAUCUAAUUGAUGCGUUCUGUUGGUGGGCAACAGCGGGUUACUUUCAACCGAGCUACUAUAGUUUUGACGCCGUAAGGAUUUGCGAUCCGAUAAUUGAAAAGAGUGAGUUAGAAACCGUUAUAGGUUUGCUUGAGAAUUUCCACGAUCGGACUAAUCUAUUAUAUAAUACACUACAAGGGUUUACAAGAGCUGACUCCAGUGAUGAGGAGGAUUCAUUAUUGGUAAUGUCGCCAUUUUUUCUUUCCAAAUGCGGCUUGGACUGCUUUAGCUCCCAAGACUAUCAGUUAGUUAGAUACCUGUGUGAAAAAUGGUUCAAUAAAAUGGUUGAAAUACGAUUGUUACAUUUCCGUCCAGCAUGCUAA
Messenger RNA from Eremothecium sinecaudum, 1587 nucleotides. RefSeq names its product Anr2p (gene ANR2). The coding region runs from base 1 to 1587 and encodes 528 amino acids. The record is from RefSeq and is a predicted model, not a curated record. Gene Ontology annotation, cellular component: lipid droplet. Lineage: Eukaryota; Fungi; Ascomycota; Saccharomycetes; Saccharomycetales; Saccharomycetaceae. The transcript has a single exon.